Molecule: messenger RNA, 1926 nt
Organism: Plasmodium knowlesi strain H
Lineage: Eukaryota; Apicomplexa; Aconoidasida; Haemosporida; Plasmodiidae
Product: KIR protein
Exons: 4
Coding region: 1-1926 (641 amino acids)
Source: RefSeq, a predicted model, not a curated record
AUGGGACCAACACCAAAGGCACCACCCUUAGUGAGGUUGCCCUCGAAGUCCGAUUUCUAUGAUAAAUUCGAUAGGGCCCAUGUGGACGGAUGUAGUUGUAAUUACGUUGGGCGGAACGAUUGGAAAAAUAAUUUAGGAAUUCUGUUAGGAAAGGACCCUGGGCUCACUGCUAUAAAGGACACCAUUGCGAAUGCUUAUUGUUGCGCAAAUAAAAAGGGGAAGGAAAAUGAAUCCAAUGAUCACUGGUGUUACUUUUUUUAUUAUUACGCGGGAAAUUUAUUCUUCAGGAAUGAGAACAAUAGGGACUUGGCAAACUUCCUGGACAAAGUUUACGAAGCGUUCAAGGGCACUGACUAUAGACCUAAAUGUGAAGUUAAGUACGAAGAUGCUGACAAAAUCAAUUUCGGGCUAAGGAAGAGGAUACAUGAUUUUACCUAUAACUAUAAUACCGUGCAAAGCCUCAUAGAAGGCUGCACAUCAGAAAAUUAUUUGAAAUUUCUGCGGUACCUGCAGGGAAUUAGUGGAGCAUGCAAAAUUGUGGAGGCAGAUUGUCCAGAGGAGGAGGAACGUGGAAGUGGUACAUACUGUAAGGAUUAUAGGGAGAAAUAUAAGGUGUAUUGUGAAACAAAAGUGAAGGAACUGCAAAAAAAAUUGACCACAUCAUCACCAUGUAAACCAAAUCCAAAUCCAAACCAAGCAGGAAGUAGUGGAUCUUUUAGUGAUGCUCCACAGGGGGUGGUCGAUUUAGCAGAUGUGGAAGAUGAUUUAAACAAGUGGUUACCUUCAAAAAUUGCGUACAAUGGAAUUGUCAAUAAUGAAGUCACCUGUGGGGACUAUGGUAACCUCAUUUCUGGAGUGGUAGAGGCAGUAAAGAGACAUUCUAAAGUGGAUGAUGAAGCUAAUAGUAUUGCAAAAUAUUUCUGUUACGCAUAUAAAAAUAAAGGCAGUGGACCGUGGGAUGGUUCACCUUGCUCCUAUGUAUAUUAUCACGUGGGUAAUACGUACUCCACCGCAUUUGAUGAUCAUGAAUCAUUCUGGAAGUUCAUGGGUACAGUCAGUGAACAGUUAGGGAAAUUGCCCGUUGAUGGAGGGAAUAAGUGUCAAAUUGACCUUAGCUACACUGACAGGAAGGAUUUCAUAUGGGAGAAAAGAGUGUAUGAUUAUUACAGAGACCAUGAAGCUGUACAGAAAAAAUUACAGGACGGUGAUUCACCCUGUAGUACAGAAUUAGACCAAUACCUGACAGAGGCGGCCAUAGGAUGUAAGCUUAUACAUAGAUACUGCAAUGGCAAAACUGAAGGUGAGGGGAAGGCAUUUUGUGACAAAUUUAAAACAAAAUAUGAUGAACACAAACCUGAGGAACUCCUAGGGGAAAAGUGUAUAUCAAAUCUGGAGGAUGAAAUUUCAGCAUAUGCCGAAACUUCAGAUAUAAUUUCCAACGGAGAAUCAGGGGAAGACACAGUAUCUGCAGAAAUCGCUCCCAUUUUCUCUUUUGCAAGAGACGGCCCCAUUGCCUCCUCCGGAUUGGCUGCAGUUGGAUUACCUGCCAUUGCAUAUUUUUUAUAUAAAUACACUUCUUUACCUUUCUGGUUACGUGAACAAUUUGGUGGAAGGAGCAACCACAUCAGCAGGAGUCGAAGAAGGGCGAGAAGAUCCACUGGUCCUAAUUUUAGUAAUUUUACAGAAGACAUUUCUACCGAAGUUCCAACGGAAUAUUCAUCAUACCUGUCGACACUAUACCCACUGGAAGAAUCCAUAGAAAAUAAUUCUACCACAUAUUAUGAAGAACCGCUGCAAUCACAACCCAGACAGCGUGGACAACAACAAGGACAUGGAAGAAGACGAGGACCACCCAGAAGAAGGGAAAGAGCAAACAACGAAUAUAGAUAUGGAAGCGGCCAAAAUAUUAGUUAUUUUCGCAUGUAA